CCUUGAGAAAGAAUGAGCAUAUCUGUAAAUGGGCAAUCUCAAGUGCCACCUGGAUUCCGUUUUCAUCCCACAGAAGAGGAACUAUUGCAAUAUUAUCUUAGAAAGAAGGUUGGCAACGAAAAGAUUGAUUUAGAUGUCAUUUUGGAUGUUGAUCUCAAUAGGCUCGAGCCUUGGGACAUACAAGAGAAAUGUAGAAUAGGGACAACCCCACAAAACGAUUGGUAUUUUUUUAGCCACAAGGAUAAAAAAUAUCCCACGGGAACCCGAACCAACCGAGCCACCACUGCUGGAUUUUGGAAAGCAACCGGUCGUGACAAGGUUAUUUAUACUAGCAUUGCUCGGAUAGGAAUGAGGAAGACCUUGGUUUUCUAUACAGGUCGUGCCCCUCAUGGCAACAAGUCCAAUUGGAUCAUGCAUGAAUAUCGACUCGAUGAUAACCCUAAUUUACAUGAUCAAUCUUCGGGGCAACAAGAAGAAGGAUGGGUUAUUUGUCGAAUUUUUAAGAAGAAAAAUUACCAUAAAACACCGGACGGUCCCAACAUCACAAAUUGUGCUCAUCGAAGACAUGUCAAAUACCCACUAGAUCAAGAUCUCUUGAGCUCGUCGAGCGAAGAAGGUACUUUGGAAAAUGGUCGCGCUAAUAAUAAUAAUGCGAUAUCGCUCAUGAUGAGUAUCAACAAUAACCGGAUUAUCCAAACUUAUGAUAACUCAAGGUUUAUUAAGCUUCCCGGGCUUGACACUACCAACUUCGCAAUGAAUAAUGAAGAAAUGAACGUGGUUGGGAACUCAUCUUCGACAAUUUAUCAUAACAAUGAUUGGGCAACAUUUGUAGACGGAAUGGUGACUUCUCAACAUAAUUAUGGCCAAAUAAGUGGUGAUUUUUUCUCUUCUAACAUCAACAUUAAUCAUCAAUUUUUGCCAUCUCUAGCAAUGGAUCCGACUAUGCCUUUUCCCCUCAAGCCUACCGACGAACAAGAUGAAAUGUUAGACCUAUGGAGCUUUCCCAACUCGUCCUCUCAUGGUACACAUUAUGUGAAAAGUGGAUAA
This is a messenger RNA of Impatiens glandulifera, 1047 nucleotides long. RefSeq names its product NAC domain-containing protein 43-like. The record is from RefSeq and is a predicted model, not a curated record. Gene Ontology annotation, biological process: regulation of DNA-templated transcription. The transcript has 2 exons. Gene Ontology annotation, molecular function: DNA binding. The coding region runs from base 13 to 1047 and encodes 344 amino acids. Lineage: Eukaryota; Viridiplantae; Streptophyta; Magnoliopsida; Ericales; Balsaminaceae.